Messenger RNA from Aedes albopictus (Asian tiger mosquito), 1204 nucleotides. It is a transcript of the gene Elp4, whose product is annotated as elongator complex protein 4. The record is from RefSeq and is a predicted model, not a curated record. Gene Ontology annotation, biological process: tRNA wobble uridine modification. NCBI's taxonomy places the organism in Eukaryota, Metazoa, Arthropoda, Insecta, Diptera, Culicidae. Bases 42 to 1157 code for a protein of 371 amino acids. The transcript has 3 exons. Gene Ontology annotation, cellular component: elongator holoenzyme complex; cytoplasm; transcription elongation factor complex.
UUGAUUUCAAUAAAUUCUCCCGUUUUAGAUCCGAUUUGAAAAUGUCGAGCUUUGUAAAGCGCCGCGGAGCGGUCACCAUCAAGGGAACGCGCGCUUCGCUGCACAGUGGGCAAGCCAUUCUGUCGUCGGGCAAUCCAUCGUUGGAUCACGUUUUCGGCGGGGGAUUUCCCAUCGGAUCGAUCAUUGCAAUCGAGGAGGACAAAUAUGCAAACUAUUCCCGUGUGCUGACGAAAUAUUUUCUUGCUGAGGGCCUAGUCAACAGUCAUUCCACAUUCGUUGCUUCUUUGGAGGAAGAUCCAGUGCAAUUGAUGAAAAAACUUCCAACCCCGGUGGAAGACACCGAACCAGAGCGAACGUCACAGAACCAAGCUCCAGAAGACAUGCGAAUCGCCUUCCGCUACAACAAACUAGCCGUAGUCGACCUUGAGCAAAAAUCCAGCACUCAGUUGGGUCACUUCUUCGACCUGUCCAAACAAAUCGACGAAUCCGAACUGACCAAACACGACAUCACCUAUUGGGAUGGCACUGAUUGUCCCGAUAACCUUUCAAAAGCCUUCACCAACCCCAGCUUCCAAUCCCUCCUGGAUGCCAUCCAUCUAAAAGUCAAACAACCCCAGUUCGAUCAGUCCAAUUCCGAGGUCAAGGACAAAAAUCUCCUGCGAAUCUGCAUUAACUCGAUUGGUUCACCUCUUUGGUAUGACCAGAACUUCCCCUCGGACCUGGUCAAGUUCCUCACCAUCCUGAAAGCGUUCGUCCGUAACACCCUUUCCUGUUGCCUCGUAACCCUCCCGACGCACCUCUUUCACCACCUGGAAGGUGACACACAACGCAUGUACGAUCGCUUGAUCGAUCAGGUCGAUUGCUGCAUCGCACUGGAGUCGUUCGCCGGUUCGGACAAGGAAACCAAUCCGGUGUUCAAGGAGUACCACGGUCUGCUGGAUAUUGUGAAAAUUUCGGCGCUCAACACGCUGGCAGCAUUUGUUCCGGAAACGCGGGAUCUGGCGUUUAAGCUGCGUCGCAGGAAGUUCGUGAUCGAGAAGCUGCACCUGCCGCCGGAGUUGGGUGACGAUAAGGAUGAACGCGGUCAGAAGAAGGUGGCGUCGAUGGGGAUGGGGUGCGCUAGUGCGGGUGGAGGUGGCGGAAAGUUGGAUUUUUAAAUGAGGAAGUGGUACAAAUUGUUGAAAAUAAAUGGAUAUUACGAUAA